AUGCCUAGAUUAUGCGGCGCCGCGUGCCACGCCUUCCACGCCCUCCGCCUGACCCUCGCGCGGAGAACCUCCGACGCUCGCUCCGCCCCCCCCAUGGCGUCAUCGCGCAGCCGCGAAGCACGCCGGGAAACCGAGACGCCGCCCUCUAUUGGUCGAAGCCGAGAAGCGCGCCUCCGCCGCAAAAAAAAAAAACUACGUUACCCGGGAUGCAAAGCGGCGGACGCGCACCGCCUUUUCCGGUCCAAUCUUUCGAUUUUGAUUGGCGCGACGUCGCGGGCCAAAGAAGCGCUUCCGUUUCUGGAGAGCGAGAGGACGGGGCGAGGGACGAGGAAAAACAUGGUCAGUUUGGCAGGAGGCAGAUCCUUCCUCCUCAUGCAGAGGAUUUCGGCUGCUGUGAUUUACCGACGUGGGAUCAGUUCCCUUUUCUCCAUGCCGUUGUCUCCAGAGCCAGCAGCUGCCUGCCGGAGUUUCCCUCAGCUGGUGACGCCAUGGGGCUGCCAACAGAUCCGGACGAAAGCCCGCGGCAAUGAGUACCAACCCUCAAACCUCAAGAGGAAACACAAGCAUGGCUGGAUCAAGCGCAUCCGCACUCGCAGCGGCAUCGAGGUGAUUCUCCGACGGAUGUUGAAAGGCAGGAAGUCUCUGACCCAUUAAAAAAACACCCCCUGCGUCAAAAGCUGCAAACCGGUUCAUUUUGCUGUAAUGCGCUAAAGAGUCUUGCGCACCACAAACUGGAACAGAAGGUCUUCCAUUUCUGCAAUGUCUGUGAGGGUCCUUGCUUGGAUUGCAAGCCAAGGAUUUUUCUAUGGGGAUUUGUCAACUGAAUCGAAACUUUCGCAGGUGUCAUUGCCGUACAGGAAUCAAGAUUUAUUUCCCACCUUUCUGCAAAGCAAAUAAAUUGUUGUUGUUGUUUAGU
Podarcis raffonei (Aeolian wall lizard) is the source of this 916-nucleotide messenger RNA. It is a transcript of the gene MRPL34, whose product is annotated as mitochondrial ribosomal protein L34. The transcript is spliced from 3 exons. Gene Ontology annotation, biological process: translation. The coding region runs from base 1 to 654 and encodes 217 amino acids. The record is from RefSeq and is a predicted model, not a curated record. Gene Ontology annotation, molecular function: structural constituent of ribosome. Gene Ontology annotation, cellular component: ribosome; mitochondrial large ribosomal subunit. Lineage: Eukaryota; Metazoa; Chordata; Lepidosauria; Squamata; Lacertidae.